Messenger RNA from Cryptomeria japonica (Japanese cedar), 501 nucleotides. RefSeq lists its product as uncharacterized. The record is from RefSeq and is a predicted model, not a curated record. The transcript has a single exon. NCBI's taxonomy places the organism in Eukaryota, Viridiplantae, Streptophyta, Pinopsida, Cupressales, Cupressaceae. The coding region runs from base 1 to 501 and encodes 166 amino acids.
AUGCGGGAGAAGCAUCCCACCACACAGCAGCUGUGUGAGCAGUUGACGAAGGCGGAGAUAGAUUGUAUCUGUGUGACUGGUUUGUAUGACAUGAUGCACCUACUUGUGAUUCGAAUGAAUUGCGGUCUACUGACAGCAUUGGCAAAGCGAUGGCAUAGCGAGACAUGCUUCUUUCAUUUGGCGAUGGGAGAGAUGACGGUGACGUUGGAGGACAUAUGGAGGAUAUUGCAUAUCCCGAUCAGAGGGGAGCUUGUUACAUAUGAUCGCCACCUAGGGACGACAACCAUAGAGAGGAUCUUUGCGGAUGAUGUAUACAUUGAGGAUGGCUUUGUGGCAUGGGAGGAUAUAGCAGCAUUGUAUGAGCCCCUACCCUCAGUUCUAGCAGGUAUUGUUGGAGGUUUACUGUACCCCAAUCGGCAUUCACAUGGAUUGGCGGUUGGGUGGGGUCAAGUACAGAUGGUGACAAAGGGGACCGGCUAUGCAUGGGGCUAUGUGUAUUAG